Molecule: messenger RNA, 1053 nt
Organism: Orbilia oligospora ATCC 24927
Lineage: Eukaryota; Fungi; Ascomycota; Orbiliomycetes; Orbiliales; Orbiliaceae
Exons: 3
Coding region: 1-1053 (350 amino acids)
Biological process (GO): carbohydrate metabolic process
Molecular function (GO): hydrolase activity, hydrolyzing O-glycosyl compounds
Source: RefSeq, a predicted model, not a curated record
AUGGCUAGUAGACCCCAGAUGCUCGAUGACGACUUCACAUCAGGAAUUGAUCCUUCCGUGUGGAAUUAUGAGAUCCAGUUAGAUGGUUAUGGCAAUGGUCAUUUUGACUGGACAACAUCCGACCCCACGAACGCAUACACAGAUAAAAAUGGCCUCCAUAUAGUUCCGACAUUAACAAAUGAAACGACUACAAUCACGAACGACCAGAUCCUCAAUGGAUACACAUUGAACUUAACGACAACAAAAACGUGUACUUCCCAGCAGAUCUCCGCGUGCGGAAUACGCUCCAAUUCGACAACUGGAAAAAUGAUUAAUCCAGUCCGUUCCGCACGCUUGACAACGAAGGGCAAAAGGGGAAUCGCCUUUGGAAAAAUGGAGAUUGUGGCGAAGCUACCAAGGGGAGAUUGGCUCUGGCCAGCUAUCUGGAUGAUGCCGGCGCAUUCGGUUUAUGGGACAUGGCCUGCAUCUGGAGAAAUCGAUAUUGUGGAAUCUCGCGGGAACAAUUACGAUUUUCCUCAGGGAGGCAGAGAUCAUUUCGGAAGUGCGCUCCAUUGGGGCCCGUACCCCGGAGUUGAUGCAUAUUGGAGAACAAUGGGACAAACGACGUUGAAGCGUUCGGACUUUUCGAAAGAAUUCUAUACUUUCGGCCUUGAAUGGACUGAGGACUACAUAGUUACAUAUGUCAACAAUAGAAUCCACCAAGUCAUGUACAUCCCAUUUACGAAAGGAGGGUUCUGGCAACGUGGGGAGUUUAUUAAGUAUAAUGCGACAGAAGAAAGCAACCCUUGGAGACCGGUGGAGGAAGGCGGUAAAACACACCACAUUAAAGCCGCUCCAUUCGAUCAAGAGUUCUACUUGUUACUAAACGUAGCGGUUGGAGGAACCAAUGGCUAUUUCAAAGAUUCAACCCUUAAACCAUGGGUAGAUGGUAGCGGGCGGGAGAUGAGAGAUUUCUGGAAUGCAGUUAACCAAUGGCAUCCUACUUGGGGCUCAGCCGAUGAAAGGGGCAUGACCGUCAAGAGCGUCAAAAUGUGGCAAGAAGGGAAAUGCUAA